Messenger RNA from Aspergillus neoniger CBS 115656, 360 nucleotides. RefSeq names its product signal recognition particle 14 kDa protein. The transcript has 3 exons. Gene Ontology annotation, cellular component: signal recognition particle, endoplasmic reticulum targeting. The coding region runs from base 1 to 360 and encodes 119 amino acids. Gene Ontology annotation, molecular function: 7S RNA binding; endoplasmic reticulum signal sequence receptor activity. Gene Ontology annotation, biological process: SRP-dependent cotranslational protein targeting to membrane. The record is from RefSeq and is a predicted model, not a curated record. Lineage: Eukaryota; Fungi; Ascomycota; Eurotiomycetes; Eurotiales; Aspergillaceae.
AUGCCCGCACACUUGGGCCACGAGGAGUUCUUCACCUCCCUCACCAACCUCCUAAACACCACAUCCCAGAAAACUCGCGGAUCCGUGUAUCUCACGCAGAAGCCCCUCCUCAACACCAACAACACCACCACCGAGUCUGCGUCGCAACCAUCCAUCCUCAUCCGCGCGACAGACGGCAACACCAACGCCCCGAACCUCAAGACGGCCGAGGCCAAGAAGAAGGUAUCGAAGACGGGAUCGGCAGCAUCGAAAGUGAAGAUCUCGACGGUGGUGAGCCCGGAUGAUUUGGAGGCGUUCUAUGCGAGAUUAACUACUUCGCUAGAAUACAGGGGAUCAAAUUAUGGUGCUUGUCCGGGGUGA